GAGCUCGCAAUCCAGACAAGAAAUGGAAGGGGCAAUCCAUACCACAACCUCCAAAAUGAUUGCACUGGUGACGGGGGCCAACAAAGGAAUUGGGCUUGAGAUUUGCCGGCAGCUGUUGUCCAAAGGGUCCAUGGUCAUCUUAACAGCCAGAGACGAGCAGAGGGGACAUGCGGCUAUCGCCAACCUUCAGGCUUCGGGUGCAUCUGAUUCUGAUGUGCUUUUCCAUCAGUUGGAUGUGGCCGACUCUGCUAGUGUUGCUUCCUUGGCAGAUUUCGUCCGUGACCAGUUUGGCAAGCUUGAUGUGCUGGUGAACAAUGCAGCAGUUAGUGGACUAGCAUUGUCUCCUGAGAUUUUGAGUUCUUUCGAGCAAGUGCGAGAUCGUUUAACAGACUAUGCGAAUUCAAUAACAGAGACUUAUGACAUGGUUGAAGAAUGCCUCUACAUAAACUAUUAUGGAACAAAGGCAGUGACUGAGGCACUCAUUCCUCUACUUCAGUCAUCACAAUCACCAAGGAUAGUGAAUCUUUCCUCAUUCUAUGGCAGACUAAGGUAUAUCCCUGGUGAUAGAAUCAAAGAAGAGAUGAGAAAUGUUGAUGUUCUAUCAGAAGAUAGAUUAAAUGAACUGUUGCAGUCCUUCCUAAAUGAUUUCAAGGAGAGGAAGCUGGAGGAAAAUGGCUGGCCAACCCGCAUAUGUGCAUACAAGGUUUCUAAAGUUGCAGUGAGUGCUUACACAAGAAUCCUUGCUAAGAAGUACCCCAACAUUUGUAUCAACUGUGUGCAUCCUGGAGUUGUCAAAACGGACAUAAACUGGAACACUGGGGAACUGCCUGUGGAAGAAGGUGCUCAAGGACCUGUGUUCGUAGCUUUGCUUCCUGAUGGUAGUCCAUCAGGGCAAUUCUAUGAUAUGAAAGAAGUGUCAUCAUUUGAGUACAAGGAGGAGGCGGAGGAGGAAGAGGUAGCAGUUCUUGCAUUCAGGAAAAGGAUCGCACUGGUGACAGGGGCCAACAAAGGAAUUGGGCUUGAGACAUGCCGGCAGCUGUUGUCCAAAGGCGCGACGGUCAUCUUAACAGCCAGAGACGAGCAGAGGGGACUUGCGGCUGUCAGAAACCUUCAGGCUUCGGGUGCAUCUGAUGUGCUGUUCCAUCAGUUGGAUGUGGCUGACUCCGCUAGUGUUUCUUCCUUGGCAGGUUUCAUCCAUGACCAGUUUGGGAAGCUUGAUGUACUGGUGAACAAUGCAGCAGUUCAUGGAGUAGGAUUAGAUCCUCAGAUUUUGGGUUCCUCUGUGCAAGUGCCAAACAAUUUAACAGACUUGAGAAAUGCAAUAAUAGAGACUUACGACAUGGCUGAAGAAUGCCUCAACAUAAACUAUUACGGAACGAAGAGAGUGACUGAGGCACUCCUUCCUCUACUUCAGUCAUCGCAAUCACCAAGGAUAGUGAAUCUUUCCUCACUCUACGGAAAACUAAGGUAUAUCCCUGACAGUAAAAUUAAAGAAGAGAUGAGGAACGUUGAUGUUCUAUCAGAAGAUAGAUUAGAUGAACUGUUGCAGUCCUUUUUAAAUGAUUUUAAGGGAGGGAAGCUGCAAGAAAAUGGUUGGCCAACCAGAACAUCUGCAUACAUGGUUUCUAAAGUUGCCGUGAGUGCUUACACAAGGAUCCUUGCUAAGAAGUACCCCAAGUAUUGUAUCAACUGUGUGAACCCUGGAUUUGUCAAAACAGAUAUAAACUAUAACUUUGGAGAACUGCCGGUUGAAGUAGGUGCUCAAGGACCUGUGUUUCUGGCUAUGCUUCCUGAUGGCAGCCCAUCAGGACACUUCUAUGAUCUGGAAGAAAUGUCAUCAUUUGAAAAAGCACAGUUGAGGGGGAAAAAAGAGAAAUCCAGGUUGCAGCACAACCUAGAACUGAAUUCUUCUAGAUUCAACCCACUUGCAAUUCAUCAAGCUCAUCGAUUGAGGGAGAAAAAUGGAAAAUCCAACUGCACCUCCCACCAGGAUACAGUUCUUUUAUCCCACAUUCAAUUCAUGAAGCUACCAAACUCUCUGAAACUUGACUGUCAGGCAGCAAAGCUUAGAACUUGGAGAGAUAUGGAUAUAGAGGUACAUGUAACCUUGGCUGCUACUGUUAUUACAACCAAAGCCAAGCUAGAUCAAAACAACUCUCCAGAUUUUCCAUUUCUCUUCUUUUAUCAGCCAUCAGAUAUGAGAGGAGGCAUCUGCAGCCCAAGACAGAAUUGGAUUGCAGUGGUUACUGGAGCCAACAAGGGCAUUGGAUUGGAGGUAUGCAGACAGUUGGCAUUCAAUGGAGUCAAGGUCAUACUGACUGCCAGAGAUGAGACAAAGGGAAUGGAAGCUCUGGAGAAGAUGAGAGACUCUGAGCUUUCCGAUAUCAUCUUUCACCAGCUGGAUGUGACUGAUGCAUCUAGCAUUGCUUCCUUGGCUGACUUCAUAAGGACUCAGUUUGGAAAGCUUGACAUUCUGGUGAAUAAUGCAGCAGUUGGAGCAUUAACUGUGGACAUGGAUGCUCUAAAAGCAUCAAAACCCACAGAUGAUGAGAACACCCAAGAUACAGGUGAUAUACCAGAUUGGCUGAAGCCACAUGUGGUUCAAUCCUUUGAGAUGGCAGAAACUUGUUUACAGACUAACUACUAUGGUGCUAAAGCUGUCAUUAAAGCCUUCAUCCCCCUUCUCCAAUCAUCUCUUUCAGGAAGGAUCAUCAACGUGUCAUCCACCCUUGGGCAACUCAGGGUAAUUUCAAAUGAAAGGCUCCAAGAGGAGCUAUCAGAUGUUGAUUGCCUGACAGAAGAGAGAAUCGAUCAACUGUCAACUUUGUUUCUGAAGGAUUUCAAGGAUGAUUUGCUGGGUUCCAAUGGUUGGCCAACCAUGGCAUCUGCAUAUAAAGUCUCUAAAGUACUUAUCAAUGCUUACACUAGGAUUCUUGCAAAGACUCACCCUGCUUUGUGCAUUAACUGUGUGAAUCCUGGCUUUGUCAAGACUGACUUGAACUGGAACAGCGGGAUCUUGACAGUGGAAGAAGGAGCUAAAGGACCAGUGCUAUUAGCCUUGGGGUAUCAUGACAGUGCCACUGGCUUGUUCUUUGACCAAACUGAAGCUUCAUCCUUCUGAAACAUGUAAGCUUCAUCUUUGAUGAAGCUAUUGGUAGGAGGACAUUAAGGCGGAUAGAUGGAUCUUUAGGAGCUCAUGCAAAUCUUGAUUGCAACGCAACCCCCAACACGUGUGUGUAGAAGUAUGGGAGCUUCCACUAUGUUAUGCCUGUCUUUUCCAAGAGUUAAUAGAUAAAAAGUGGGAAAACUCGAGAAUAUUUUUUGUCAAUGAUAAUGCUGAAUAUGAUUAUGUA
Musa acuminata subsp. malaccensis (wild Malaysian banana) is the source of this 3353-nucleotide messenger RNA. The record is from RefSeq and is a predicted model, not a curated record. NCBI's taxonomy places the organism in Eukaryota, Viridiplantae, Streptophyta, Magnoliopsida, Zingiberales, Musaceae.